UCCCGACGGCACUUCGGCUUAGCCAUGUGGUCAGCCUCCUGCUCGCAUCUCCAAACCGACGGACGGAGGCGGAGGGCAGGCGCCCGCCUGGAGCAGCCCCAAUGAAACUCCGCGCCGCGGCCGGAGGCUCCUAGCCCGUCCAGGAUUUUGGGGCAGAGGAAACCGCCUGUUUGCCGACGGAGCUCGGCCGUCUGGGGGGGAGAUGGAGUCGCUGGCCGCCGCCAGUCAGCUGGGAACUGGGAGAGACUCUGGCUCCUCCUCCUCCUCCUCGCCCCACUCCAAGCAGGAGCUGCAGCCUUACUCGGGCGCCAGCCCCCUGAAGCCCAACCAAGUCGGGGAGACCUCCUUGUAUGGCGUGCCCAUCGUGUCUCUCGUCAUCGACGGGCAGGAGCGCCUGUGCCUGGCGCAGAUCUCCAACACGCUGCUCAAGAACUACAGCUACAAUGAGAUCCACAACCGUCGGGUCGCGCUGGGGAUCACCUGCGUGCAGUGCACCCCGGUGCAGCUGGAGAUUCUCCGCCGGGCCGGCGCCAUGCCCAUCUCCUCGCGGCGCUGCGGCAUGAUCACCAAACGGGAAGCCGAGCGCCUUUGCAAGUCCUUCCUGGGCGAGCACAAGCCGCCCAAGCUGCCGGAGAACUUCGCCUUCGACGUGGUGCACGAGUGCGCCUGGGGCUCGCGCGGCAGCUUCAUCCCGGCCCGCUACAACAGCUCGCGGGCCAAGUGCAUUAAGUGCAGCUACUGCAGCAUGUACUUCUCGCCCAACAAGUUCAUCUUCCACUCCCACCGCACCCCCGAGGCCAAGUACACGCAGCCCGACGCCGCCAACUUCAACUCGUGGCGCCGCCACCUCAAGCUCAGCGACAAGACGGCCACCGACGACCUCAGCCACGCCUGGGAGGACGUCAAGGCUAUGUUCAACGGUGGCACUCGCAAGCGGACCUUUUCCUUACACGGGGCGGGCGGCGGCGGCGGUGGAAGCGCCUCCCAUGCGGCCAAGAGCGCACUUCACCCACCGCCGCCCUCCUCCACAGACCUGCCCCCGGUGCACAAGAGCCUGCGCUGCAGCGGCGCCGAGGAGCAGCCCGGAGAACGCGGCGGGCUGGGCUUGCCCGCGGGGGCACACGGGCCGGCCGCAGCCGUGCGAAGCUACCCGGUCAUCCCGGUGCCCAGCAAGGGCUUCGGGAUGCUGCAGAAGCUGCCGCCGCCUCUCUUCCCACCCCCCUACGGCUUCCCCGCCGCCGCCUUCGGGCUGUGCCCCAAAAAGCAGGACGAUUCCCUGGGAGGCGCCGGGGGAGGCGACCAGGUCAAAGCCGGUGCUUUGCCGCAGGGCAUGUUUUGGGGGCCGCCCCACCCCCACCCGCCCCAGCCUCAGCAGCAGCCGGGGGGCUCAGCUAAGGACAGCGGAGUCUACCCGUCCUUCCCCAUGUUCUGGCCGGCCUCCGGGAGCCUCCCGGUGCCGCCCUACCCGGCCCAGAGCCAGGCCAAGGCGGCCGCCACGGCGGUUGUCGUGGCCGCGGCCGCCGCGGCCGCAGCCGCCGCAGUAGAGCCUCUGGGCCUGCGGAGCCACGGCCACGUGGAGCUGGAAGGGUCGGAGCCGUCGGGCAGCGAGCGCAGCAGCGCCACCCCACAGGAAGGCUCGGGCUCCGGGGCCGCCGACGGCGAGCGCUGCUCCAGCGCCCUCUCCAGAGCUGCGGCCGUUGGGGAGGAGGAGCGCUCCGGGGACGAAGCCUUGCUGCCCCCACUGCCCCUGCCCAGGAAAGGCAGCUACCUGUCGGCCUUCCGCCCCGUCGUGAAAGACGCGGAGAGCAUAGCCAAGCUCUACGGGACUCGCGAGGCCUACGGAGGCCCCACCGGCUGCCCGGGCUACCUCUCACCGGACUUCCUCAGCGAGGGUAGCUCCAGCUACCGCUCCCUCUCUCCGGGCAACGACACGGUGGACGAGCCCGAAGUGGACGUCGAAUCCAACCGCUUUCCCGAGGACGAGGACGAGGAAGAGGUGCCCGUCGAGGAAGCCGAGGAAGCCUCUCCGCCCCAGCAGCUUCUCUUGACCGAGACCGAGGAGCCUCUUGCAGCCGUUGGCAGCGUCGGCGUCCUGGCGGCCGCGGAGAAGCCUGCGGAGAAGGCCCUGGAGCCCGACGGGAGCCCCCCGGCAAGGAGCAACAGCAGAGGCGGCUAUGAGGUAAAAAUAAUAAUAAAUGUGACUGUUGCCCUGUUUCUUUCGCAGGUGUAUCCACAAGACAGAGAGGAUCGGUCGCAAGCUCUCAAAGCCAGCACCCCUCUGGGCCCCCAGACAACCCCUUACCUCUGCACUCCGGAGAGGAAUGAACCAGAUAAAGAAGACAAUCAUUCGACAGCUGAGGAUUUGGAGAGCAAGAAAUCCUAUCAGAACCAAAGGAGCAUCUCUCAGCCCAGCCCAGCCCACACCGACCGAGGAGACGAGGUGGUCAGCAUUGACGUCACCGGGACUCAACUAGGGGAGAAAGAUAUUGGGAACCUCGCGAGAGAUGAGUUGCAAAAACUCCUCAUGGAGCAAAUGGAGCUGAGGAAAAAACUGGAACGGGAAUUCCAAAGUCUGAAAGAUAACUUUCAAGACCAGAUGAAGAGGGAACUGGCCUACCGCGAAGAAAUGGUGCAGCAGCUGCAAAUUGUGCGGGAUACCCUGUGCAAUGAGCUGGACCAAGAAAGGAAAGCUCGCUACGCCAUUCAGCAGAAGCUAAAAGAGGCCCACGACGCGCUGCACCACUUCUCCUGCAAAAUGCUGACUCCCCGCCACUGCACCGGGAACUGCUCCUUCAAGCCUCCUUUGCUGCCCCAGUGAGCGACCUUCUCCACAUCCAGCGCCCCUCCCCCCUCAAAAGUCUGGGGCCGAAGCCGUGGCUGCUAGAGAGGCGUGGAAGCGGAAUGGGUGGGGGGAAGGGGCGUGCGUGCCACACAAACUCACACUCAAGAAAUCCUGGACGGGGAGGACGCCCGCGAGACACUAAGCCAUGCCUGAAUCUAAAGAAGCAGAGCUGUGUAAAUAAGACAGGCGAGGGAAUCCGGAGUGACCUCCGCUCCAUUCCCCGCCCCCCUCGUGUAAAUAGAGGCUGCGUCGGAUUGUUCCGCCGAUGGUAUCGGGACCACAGGCAGACUGAAAAGACCUCGGAGAAGGUGGAGGGUAAGGAAGGCGGGAGAGAGGGCGGAGGCGAGCUCCUUUGAUUUGGGGUGGGUGAGAUGGGGAGUCACACCAGCGACCCCCUCCGCCCAGCACAGUUCCUUGGCCGGCCUCCGCAUCUCUCUCUCCAUCCUCUUCCACUUUUUGGGUCCACGACUCUCCACCCUGGUACAGACUUGGUCUGGGGGGGAGGGGGGCUUCCAAGUGGCGAUGUGCAAUGGAUAGAAGAAGCGUACUGUGAUUUCCCCGACUCCCCCCGCCCAGUAUUCGUUAAGUUUAUUUAUUUAUUUAUUUAUUUGCUGGUUUAUUUGUUCUGUAUAUUUAUUUAUGUUCCCAGCCCCCUCGACCAUCAUCUCUUGUAAACUGUUGAUGUAUAACAGCACUUUAAAGACAGAGGCUGGCGAGAUCGGGACAUAACGCCUGGCGCCC
Molecule: messenger RNA, 3583 nt
Organism: Lacerta agilis (Sand lizard)
Lineage: Eukaryota; Metazoa; Chordata; Lepidosauria; Squamata; Lacertidae
Gene: SKOR1
Product: SKI family transcriptional corepressor 1
Exons: 10
Coding region: 203-2818 (871 amino acids)
Biological process (GO): negative regulation of transcription by RNA polymerase II; negative regulation of BMP signaling pathway
Cellular component (GO): nucleus; transcription regulator complex
Molecular function (GO): RNA polymerase II cis-regulatory region sequence-specific DNA binding; DNA-binding transcription factor activity, RNA polymerase II-specific; SMAD binding
Source: RefSeq, a predicted model, not a curated record